AUGCACUCUCUCCCUAACUCGUUUCUAGUGGCUUUAUCGUUUACCGUUCUAGUUGAUGGCAGCCAUUACUGGUCCUCGCCUCGCCACCGCACUGUUGCUCAUAGACAACUUUCCGGCGAAACCUACAUGAUACAAGACUUUUAUCAAGGGGAAGAUUUUUUCAAGGAUGUACCACCUAUACAUGACUGGACUUUCGAUGUUGGAUCGGAUCCCACUGAUGGAAAUGUCAUCUACCAAAGCCAAUCGGACGCGCAGUCUAAGGGUCUUGCGUAUAUCAACGACAGCAACAACUCAUUGAUCCUUGCAGUUGAUUCAACCAGCACCGUUGCUCCUGGUGGUCAGCGUGCUUCUGUUCGCAUCACAUCUCAGAAGAGUUACAAUGGCGGUCUCUUCAUCUUUGACGCUUCCUACAUGCCUGUAGGUUGUUCUACGUGGCCUAGUUUCUGGACCGUUGGCCCGCACUGGCCCAUGGCAGGUGAAAUCGACAUCGUUGAGGGUGUGAAUAAUCAAGACACAAACCAGAUGGCGCUUCAUACCGGCACGAACCAAACUUGCACUAACGAAAUGACAAAUGGUACCCAGCAGUUUACGGGCCAGAUAAAAAAGACCAACUGUUACAGCACUGGACGUGCGGACUCAGGCUGCAUCAUCGAGGACACGGACACAAGCUCUUUUGCGUAUGGUUUCAACAAUGCAGAGGGUGGUGUCUUUGCACUUUUGUGGGACAAUUCCACAGGCAUGUCAAUAUGGCACUUCGCUCGGGCUAAUAUCCCUGCGGAUCUCAUAGCCCAAACGCCCAGGCCUUCUACAUGGGGCAUACCAGCUGGAUUCUGGUCUUCACAAACCUGCGACAUCACGGCCAACUUCUACGACCACCAGAUGGUCAUUGACACUACUAUCUGCGGCCAUUGGGCUGGUGGUCGUAUCUACGCCCAAUCCGGGUGCCCAGGAACGUGCUCAGAUAUGGUCGCCAAUGCUACCAACUACAUCAAUUCCAAGUGGGUCAUCAAUUACGUCGCCGUCUACCAGUAUCAUAUCGCCAGCGGUGCGUACGCACCAAGUCCCCGACUUCCACUUAUGAUCAUUUUGUCAUUGGUAAUUUACUUGUUGCUCCUGUAA
Molecule: messenger RNA, 1119 nt
Organism: Suillus plorans
Lineage: Eukaryota; Fungi; Basidiomycota; Agaricomycetes; Boletales; Suillaceae
Product: glycoside hydrolase family 16 protein
Exons: 5
Coding region: 1-1119 (372 amino acids)
Biological process (GO): glucan catabolic process
Molecular function (GO): hydrolase activity, hydrolyzing O-glycosyl compounds
Source: RefSeq, a predicted model, not a curated record